AUGGCAACCAUAAAAGAAGAUGAUGUAGAAGUUAUAAUAGAUAUCGUAGACGAACCAGAAAAACCAAAGCGCAAAAGAGGCAUGAGAGACAUCCUCGCUAAGAUGACUCCUGAAGAAUAUGAAACUUACCUUAUUCAACCUGCCAACUUUGAUGUGCCACUUAAGUGUGACAAAUGCUCGGUUACUUUUAUGAACAACGUCGAAAAGGGCCUUCAUUCUAUAAAACACAAUGCAAAAGGAUUGUAUGAAUGCCACGUUUGUGAAGAUUUUGUGCAUCAGAACAGACAAGCAUUUGAUAUCCAUAUCAGGGACCAUGAAGGCAUCAAAAAGUACAAGUGCCCGAUUUGCAACAAACAGUUUACUAUAAUUAGACCUGCAUACGAACACAAGUAUUUACAUAAUAAGGAAAAACCCUUCGAUUGCGACAUUUGCGGGAAGAAAUUCACCACGUCAAUUACAGCAAGGAACCACAAAAACGUGGCUCACUACGAAAUGCUAAAUGGGCAAAAAUUCGACAAAUAUGAUUGUAAGAUAUGCAACAAGCAUUACGAUCAUAACUCCGGGUUGGCGCAUCACAACUUUAGACACCACAAAGAACUAGUCAAACGGAAGCCUGCGCUGUGUGAAGCCUGCGGCAUGGACUUUUCCUGCGUAGGAGAACUUAAGAAACACGCCUUGGUUCAUUCCAAAGAUACACCUUUUGCAUGUGAUCAUUGUCCAAAAAAGUUCGCACGAAUUUGGCGCCUCAGGCAGCACCAAGCGGUACAUACAGGAGAGAAGAAGUAUACUUGUGGCGAUUGUGGAAAGAAGUUUGCCUAUUCAUCUGCGUUUAAGAACCACAAGAGGCUGCAUACCGGGGAGAAACCCCACACUUGUAGGGUGUGUGGUAAAGGCUAUAUUGCUGCUGGGAAUUUGAGGUUUCAUCUUAAUAGCGUUCAUAAAAUACAAGUUAAUGCUAACACAGAAAAGAAUUAA
Diabrotica virgifera virgifera (western corn rootworm) is the source of this 975-nucleotide messenger RNA. Its product is annotated as oocyte zinc finger protein XlCOF19-like. Gene Ontology annotation, molecular function: RNA polymerase II cis-regulatory region sequence-specific DNA binding; DNA-binding transcription factor activity, RNA polymerase II-specific. Lineage: Eukaryota; Metazoa; Arthropoda; Insecta; Coleoptera; Chrysomelidae. The record is from RefSeq and is a predicted model, not a curated record. Bases 1 to 975 code for a protein of 324 amino acids. The transcript has a single exon. Gene Ontology annotation, biological process: regulation of transcription by RNA polymerase II. Gene Ontology annotation, cellular component: nucleus.